Trypanosoma cruzi is the source of this 840-nucleotide messenger RNA. RefSeq lists its product as uncharacterized. The transcript has a single exon. The coding region runs from base 1 to 840 and encodes 279 amino acids. The record is from RefSeq and is a predicted model, not a curated record. NCBI's taxonomy places the organism in Eukaryota, Euglenozoa, Kinetoplastea, Trypanosomatida, Trypanosomatidae.
AUGCCUGUCGGUCUGCGUGUCGUUUGUUUGCGCCCCGUCAUGCGGAGCUCCAUCGCCGUUGCCGCGUCACCGUUGUGUUGCACUUCGCUUUGCACCGCACGGCGACUUCAGGCCAGCGAUCAGUUCCACCGCUACCUGCACAACCCGCACAUUGUCCAGCCAGACGGCGUGGACACGCUCCCUCGCACCAAAGGCGAUCAGCAGCAGUGGCUGAACACGGAACAGUGGGUCGGCUACAGCGACACUUACCUAAAGCGACACAUGCAGUACCCCCCAACCAACGAACAGCCCAACGCGCAGCUUAACUCCAGUCAUGCCCUUUUGUACAAAUGCCUGAGGACGUGCUACGAGUGCUACGGCCCUCUUGCCGAGGAGUUGCAGACACUACACGAAGACCCACUUCACCCGCGCUUUCAUGAAAAAAUUGCUCACGUCAAGAAAGAAAAGGAGAAGAUUGCCGCUGAAUUGGAUCGCGUGUAUGCCGGCCUGCACCCCACUGUGAAGACGGUCUAUGACGCAUAUUUAGUCCGCCGUUUUUUUCAUUUGAACGAUUGGGUCAAGCAUGUUGAGCAGAAGCGACACAAUCUCCUCUGCCGCCUGUCACCGGAUCACAUAGAACAGGUAAAGCGAGCAAGGGGAGUGUCCGCACACUUUAUAGAGCGUCUUCGAAGGCUCGAAGCGGCCUUCACACACAAUCCAACGUUGGGACUGUUAGAAGGUGAGGAAGGCAAGCAGUACACGCAUGACGAGUUAGUAAUGCUCCGGCAGAAGGCAGCAUAUUUUCGUAACAUGCGCCAACUUGGAGCCAGUCAACAGGAGGCCGACGUACACACACACUAG